Messenger RNA from Colletotrichum acutatum, 411 nucleotides. RefSeq lists its product as uncharacterized. The record is from RefSeq and is a predicted model, not a curated record. Lineage: Eukaryota; Fungi; Ascomycota; Sordariomycetes; Glomerellales; Glomerellaceae. Bases 1 to 411 code for a protein of 136 amino acids. The transcript has a single exon.
AUGCGUCUCCUCAGCUUCAUUGUGGCCAUUGGAGCCGAGAGACGUAUGCCUGCUCGAGCCCAAGUAUCCGAAUGUGCAUCGGGAUACGAAUGCAUACUCCCCAAUAGUCCACGCGGUAAGAAUGCGAAGAAAGCACCAACCAACGACAGAAGCCCAAACAUUGUCGACGUAGUGGAUCUCUUCUGGGCUCGUCUGCUACGCCGAGACGAGCCUGCAUUGCAAUUCUCCAUCCUCUUACAAUCCCACGUUCACACGAUAGCACGAGCAGCCACUCAGCUCAAAGAUACCAUCACUCUAUCAAGGAAUGGAGAACGGCCAAGUUUCAGCAAUGUACACGCCAUGCCAGGAAAGCCGGUUGCAAACGCCCCGGCAAUUGCUGCCACGUAUCGCCCAGUUCGCUCUAGACCAUGA